GAAUAUUUGUGGCGGAUCGGUAUCAAUAGGACGCCGACAGGUCGAGCCGCGGGUACCAACCGCCAACACUUAGAGGGCUACGACGACAACGAGUCUGUCUGUCUAAUUCGCUAGCGGUCGAAUAUACGAGCGAUUGAUAUAAAUACCGCACCUAGCGAGACUCCCUCUACGUCUGAGGCAGGGACUACCGGGCAUAGCCUUACUGAUGAGUUCACCGGUAGUCCCGGGACGAAACGCACUCUCUCUCUCUCUUUUCAUCCGUCACAUAUUAUUAUUCACUACUCGGUGAAAAGUAAAUUUCUUGUUAAAAAAUCAUUAUAAUUGGAUUAAUACGUGAAUAUAUUUAAUAGCGGAUAUAAUUAAUAGCGACACAAUUAUAUGUACUUAUAUUAUUAUAUACAAUUAUAUUUACUUGUACCGGUGCGAAUACAAAUCACGCUCAACUUAUUAAUAGCGUACAGGUCAAUGGAAUUAUGUGUACAUCGAGCUUGUCAUUAACUUGAGAUCCAAUCGCCACAAUUACCGAUGUCGUACAACUAGAAAUGGAUAUAGAUCACAUGUUAGUAGUAUUUUUAAUUUUACACCACCUUCGAGAAAAUUGCACUUUAUUUAGUAAGUAAAGUAAAUUUAGUAUCUAGUAAGUAAAUAAAUAAUCUAACCAUUGUUGCAUAUACGUGUAAGUAAAAUACGACUAAAGUAGAAAUUAUUUCAUACUUUUUAACGCUUUUCCAAGUCGGUAAUAUCUUUUUAACAAACGAAUCUUUUAUUUCACAUUCUUUGUCGAAGCGAUCGAUAUUACAGAAGCAACGUAAAAAUAGUUUGAAUUAUCAUCGUUAUAAAACGGUAAUUUAUUCCCAUCUAUUUAUUAUUUACAUCGAGUCUCAAUUCCUAUUAACGAACGAGCGAAUAAUCAUCUCGUGGCGAAGGUAAACUUAUGCCCGAAAACGAAACCUCAGAACAGUGAAACGCAAUUUCAAAGCGCCCACCCAGGCUACUGUUUUUGGAAUCUGUUUACUCUGUGUUUCAUAAUGGAAUAUCGAUGUAAAAGGAUAUAUCCACGACGGAUUGGAUACUUUCCGGACAGACGUCGUAUAGUUGAAAAAACUGAAAUACAAUUUUCUCUUCUACGUAAUUAAUAUAAGCAACUUAAUUGUGUUUCUGUUUACCGUGUGUAACUAUUCUACGCUCGAGUAUGUAUAUGUCACCUGUAAAACGAACUUUCCUAGUUACGUACACGUCGUGUGCUUAACUUAUACUAUAACUAUAACUAUAGGUAAGUCGUUAGUUGUAAUUUCUAUUUCUCGGUAAAAAUCAAUUGAAUGUUUGAUUAUAAUUAAUAUUUUAAUGGGAGGUUUUCAAACUUCAACCGCGAUGGAAAAACAUACUUUGACAGGAGAUUCUCGGACUUCAAUGGAAAUGGAUUUCACCAGUUUCUAAUGAGCUCUCAAUGUAUUUUCUGUAACAGGCUUUGAGUUUCAAACAUGGCUCUGCGUCUGGAUUACGAAUAAUCGAAUAAACCAAGGAAGGAGGGCAUUUCAAUUUUCUCUUUUUACUCGCAUUGCAAUGAUGAUCUCGAUAAAUGAUCUGUGUAUCAAUUAGUUUCUGCUAUUUUCUGUAUCAUUAAGAUCGGAGAUAUUUCAAACAUUUAUUGAAAAUAACUUCGAACAAAUAGCAGGCAGUGAAAAAAAUUCCAAUAAAAUUCCGAUAAAAUUCAACAAUACGCUAUAGUAAGUAUCGGGAUUUUAAUUUGCAAAAUAAAUACGAUGUAUUGAUAUAAUACAGUACAAUAAAUGUUUGUAAAUACUUGUAUAACAAACAGUUUUUGUUUAUUAUAGCGUAAUUGUUAUAUAUAAUAAUACAUUUUUAUAUGAUAAACAAAAAAAUGAUACGAACUAAUGAACAAAACAAAAUUGGAACAUGUUGCACCGACCUCGGCAAUAUUGCAAUCCUUUUCAUCCUUUGAUAUUAUUUUCGCUCGAUCGACGUGCGCCAGGACCUUCCUGGCUGGUCCGGGGACAAACCGACUGACCAAUUAAAUUGAAUCGCAUAGCUGGUGCGAUUAGCUUUAUUGAAAAGUAAUAGAGACCAAGGAUGCGUAGAACAAUUUAUUGGAAAAACAAGGAAAAUGUGAUGAAAAUUUCUAGAAAUUUACGAUCUUCAAACACGAAUCGAAACUUUCAGAUAAGUUACGUUUGAUCAAGCAUCAAUUAACACUAUACGGACCGUCACGUAAUGGCAACGUAAUGUAUCAGCAUCGGCAGGACGUUGAAACGUAUAUUUUAAAUGGAGUCGUUCGCGUUAUCCGAAAACAACGAAGGAUCAUAGCAAAUCGUAAAGAACAGAAGAGAAAGAUGAAGAAUUAUAAAGAACACGUAAACAUAGAAAGAACGAAGGCUCGUAAGGCAAACAUCUGGAAUAAGGAAAACAUCUGAAAAGCAUGAUACGAAGAAAUGGUCAGUUUUUGUUUUGAUAGAGUAAAAGCUGGCCACUUCCGGUCUCGCGCAUCUUCUCUUUCAUAACAGGUGUUAAGCCCCCCUCUACCACUGGUUGCUCCUUUAAACACUAAUGCAACACUGGGAUGUGGCAUGGGGUGGUAUCUCGCACACGAUAGGUAGAAACUAGAACCCCCCACUCGUAGACUAUGAGAUAAGCAAAACAGGAUGCCUCUGCGCCUGCGGUACUCCUGGCGAACGUUUAUAUGUUACCUCCACCCUCUUGCCAACCAAAUCAGAGAUCAGUGAAGUCGUCGUCGUGAUAACUCGGAGGACACUCAUAUCGUUUCCUCUACUUUCCCGAUCUUAAAAUUUUGUGAUAUUUACGUAAAGCAACUAUUAUUUGCAGUUAUUCGAAGAGACUCUGCAUUUUGGGGCAUACAUACGUUGGAGAACAAGCAAGCUUUAUCUGUCAAUGUGGUCAAGAAUUUCGUUGAUUCCAAUCUUCGCCAAAAGAAUAAUGGAGUCUACAACUGUGUUCAGGGCCUACAAAGAAAUCUUACGCCUGAUCAUGAUCGAACAAUUAUCAGUAGCCGUAAUCCAUAUGCGCGUUGAAAAUGGUAACGUGACGAUUAAAUCCACCACGUGUGUCAAGUUUCGCAAAAUAUGUCACGAAGAAGAUCAACUUCUGCAUCUGGUCGGUCAUUUAAUCUCUCCAGACGAAAUUCUCAUUCCUUUCACAAGACGCUUUUCUGAAUUCUUAAACAUCGAUGUUCGUUCCGUCACUGAAUGUAUCGAGAACAUCUUCAGCUCAACUUGCGACAUUGUUGUAGACUUUGACUUACAAAAAUUGAUACAGCUGUCCAAGAAACGAGAUGGUACGAUUAAAGAUAUAAUAACAGAGAUGUUCUGGCUACCAAAAAUGAACAGUAGAGUAGGAAACGGAAGUUGGUUCGACUCAGUCGAUCGAGGACAUGUAAUUCCUUUUUACAUGACUUGUUGCGAUCAAUUAAGCGAUUUUAUUGGAGAUUAUUUCAAUUACUUUCGCGUAAUUGAACAAUCAAGUAGAAAAGUAAUAAAGUGGUAUUUUUUGGAUAUUAAUAUCUUUCUUGCGCAAGACACUGAUUCGUUGUAUGAAAAAAUGGAAGGAGAGAAAAAAAAUAAGCAAACGAGAAAGCUUACUAUAUUGAAAGAGAUAGACGGCGAUACGACGCAUCACACGGUUCACGUGAUUCGUUAUUUCUCUAAAGAAUGCAAAUUGGAAGAUGACAGUAUUGUCCAUUUACUUAGAAACCCUUUCUUACCCACCGACCAACUUCCCUUUAUCACACAGAGCUAUGAUCCACGAAUUUCGAAAUACGUGUUUCAUUUAGCGUAUAAGGAUAAUGUCGAAAUGACUAAUAAGAAUUUUUUUAACCUGCUGUCCAUGCUACGAGACAUUUUGUACAAACUGAAUAUUGUCUCCAUCGUGAUACAGAAUUGCGACUCUUUCAAUUUGCGGAAUGUUUUAUAUAUGUUCGAGCACAUUUUGUGCGAAGAGGAUAUCGCUGUGACGAUCGCAGGAAUGUAGAACCGUCAAUCGUGCCUCGGUAAACGAUCAAUUUUCUUUGGAAACGAUCAAUUUGGAAGAAUUAAGAAUGAUGAUUUAGAGUUUUGAUUAAUGUGAUUUUGAUUAAGAAUCCGCCUCUACGUUACAAAAACGAUUCUUAAUCGCGGUACAAAGCUUUAAAUUGGGAUAAGUUCAACGAAUAUUUACUUAACGAAUUAUUCACUUAAUUAUUUUCUAACUAGGUUUUAUGCUACCUUUACUGUGAUAUUAUUAUAUUUUAAUCUUAAAUAUCAUAUAUAGACACGGAAAUAUAGUAGAAAGAAUUACUUUAUUUGUAUAGACAGAUUCCCUAAGAAGUAAAACUGAUACAUUCUGCUUUUUUACAAAUUCCUCAAUUUCAGUACAUAUAUCAUUGAUGCUUGGCACUUUAUAAAGGAAAUAAUCUGGUUAGUUUGAAUUCUAUGUGAUUCGAUUAGUAUCACUCAAAAAGGAGCCCUUUCCUUCGUAGAUCAAUGAAAUCUUAUAUGUAAACAAUAAAUCACAGGCAUAUACGACACGUAUGCGUGCCCAUAGGAAUAUGUGUACCUGAGAAACGAGUCCAAUCUAAAUGUCAGUUAAAAUACAAGUGCUAGACUUGUUAACAAAUUUCUGUGUACAUGUCAAAUGAUGUGAUAAUUGUAUAUUGUAAUGUAUAUGGUGUAAUUGAAAUUUAAGGAAAUUGAAAAUAAUUCGACUAACUCUAUUAUGAUGUUCGCUAAUGUGCUAUCAUACCGUAUAUAUCUCUAUAUGAAAGUAUUUUCAUUAAAAGAAUGCUAUUUUUUGAGAAAGCGAAUUUGUACUGUGAUGUGAUAUCGAUGUAAGAAUUGAACAAGGAUCGGAAUUAGCUCUUUCCCAGUUUACUUGUUUUUGAGAAAAAUGAAAGCUGACACAGCUAACACAAUAAUAAUCAAAGCUAAUACAAAGAGCUGAUAUUUCCUAAAAUAUUUAUAAUUAUAAUUUUACGUUCAUAAUUAUAUAUAUAUAUAUAUAUUUAUGAUAUAUAUAUAUAUAU
Messenger RNA from Bombus huntii, 5032 nucleotides. RefSeq lists its product as uncharacterized. The coding region runs from base 2908 to 4002 and encodes 364 amino acids. The record is from RefSeq and is a predicted model, not a curated record. The transcript is spliced from 2 exons. Lineage: Eukaryota; Metazoa; Arthropoda; Insecta; Hymenoptera; Apidae.